This is a messenger RNA of Motacilla alba alba, 4502 nucleotides long. RefSeq names its product cystine/glutamate transporter-like. The transcript is spliced from 15 exons. Gene Ontology annotation, molecular function: L-amino acid transmembrane transporter activity. Gene Ontology annotation, cellular component: membrane. Gene Ontology annotation, biological process: amino acid transmembrane transport. The record is from RefSeq and is a predicted model, not a curated record. The coding region runs from base 582 to 2003 and encodes 473 amino acids. NCBI's taxonomy places the organism in Eukaryota, Metazoa, Chordata, Aves, Passeriformes, Motacillidae.
UCUAGGUCUCGGCUCCCAGCUGAGAAUGAUGCUGUCUCCCUCCUCUCCUUUUCCAGCUUGCUUGUUUAUCUCACUAGCUUUUCAUCAGAGUAAUAUCCACUCUGCCUCUGUGCUGAGCACAGUGGGUCCUGCUCUUGGCUGGGGCUUCUAGACACCACUACAAGUAACAGGCAUGAUUCUCCCUUUACGCUUGUCUCCACCUUCUCCGUCCAUGCUCCAGUGCUUAUGAGAGCCUGCAAAGAGACGCUGUCUUCUGUGGCUUCAGGAUCCCAGCAAGAAAUGGGAGUCUGAUAGAUUGUAAAUGCACCUGCUUUGUUCAAAACCCAGCCAAACAGAUAAGUGCACUUUUAAUUCUCUCUGAACGGUGCUUUAGACAUAGCUCUGCACAGCAUCUCUCUUCAGUUCAGUUUCAGUUUGGUGAGGCUCUGCGUUUCACCCCUGCAAAUGAAUGCUGUCUGGGUCGCACUUCAGCUGAGAAAUACCAGACAAUAUUGGUAUUUCACGCUAAGGUGAACCUUGAGGACACUUGGGAGACUGUAGCUCCUGAAUGUGUGACCUUCCCCUGUGAUUAAAAGAAAGCCAUGGGGAAAGACAAGAAAGAAGAGGCCAUCUUCCUGAGGAAAAAGAUAACUUUGCUGCGGGCUUUCUCGCUGCUCAUUGGCAGCAUGGUUGGCAGUGGCAUCUUUAUUUCCCCCAAAGGAGUACUGAAAAACUCCGGCAGCGUGGGAUUCUCCCUGCUCGUCUGGUUUUCCUGUGGGCUUCUCUCCAUGUUUGGUGCCUUGUGUUAUGCAGAGCUUGGAACAAGAAUCACCAAGUCUGGAGGACAUUAUAUCUACAUUUUGGAGACACUAGGGCCUCUGCCAAGCUUCUUAUUCCUGUGGGCAGAGUUUUUUGCUAUCAGGCCUGCCAACAGUGCUGUGGUUUCCCUGGCAUUUGGACGCUACAUGCUGGAGCCAUUUUUCGCCCCCUGUGCUGCCCCUGUGCCUGCGGUGAAGCUCGUGUCUCUCCUGGGCUACUACACGGUCCUCACCCUCAAUUCCUGGAGUGUCACCUGGAGCGCGCGGCUGCAGACAGCUCUCUCCGUCGUCAAACUCCUGGCUCUUGCACUCAUCAUCGUGCCAGGGAUGAUGCUGCUGGCCCAGGGCCACACCGAGAACUUCCAGGAUGCUUUUGACAGACAGUCGCUGGUACUGGAUAAGCUCCCCCUGGCUUUCUAUGCUGGCAUGUUCGCAUACUCUGGCUGGUUUCAGACCAGCUUUGUGCGUGAAGAAUUGGUCAAACCUGAACGAAAUAUCCCCCUGGCUGUCAUCGUGUCUGUGAUCACAGUAAUUGUGGGAUACAUGCUUACCAACGUCUCCUAUUACACAGUCCUGGGAACAGAAGAUGUUCUGGCUUCUCCUGCUGUGGCUGUGAGCUUUGUGCAGCGAGCCUUCAAAAGCCUGAUCUCCGUGGUCCCUGUCCUUGUCGCACUGUCCUGCUUUGGAACCAUGAAUGGAGGAAUCUUCACGUUUUCAAGGACUCUGUUUGUGGCUUCCAGGGAAGGGCAGUGGCCUCCUCUCUUCUCCAUGAUCCACAUUCGAAGGCAUACCCCCCUUCCUGCUGUCAUGUUAAUGUUCCCUUUGGUCACUGCCAUGGUGUGCAUUGGAGACAUCUACCAUCUACUAAACUUCUUCAGCUUUUCCCGAUGGCUCUUCAUAGGAUUAGCCACCCUUGGGCUCAUCGUCCAUCGCCACCGUCACCCGGAGCUGCACAGCCCCUUCAAGGUUCCCCUGUUUGUUCCUGUCUCUUUUACCAUGAUCUGCCUCUUCACAGUGGCAAUGUCUUUCUACUCAGACCCUGUGAACAUCAGCAUUGGAUGCACCAUAGUUUUGAGUGGUUUUCCAGUCUACUACUUCAUCAUUCACAGGCAGAUGUCAGACCGCUGCCGCAACCUGUUUUAUUAUCUUACACACAAACUACAGUUACUGCUGGAAGUUGUCCAACAAGAAAUCAAGACUUACUGAGAAAACCAUCAAAACUCACAGAGGACAAUAAAAACCUACUUACACCAUUUUUGACACCUUUGAUCCUACCAAAAGCAGGCCAUGCUUUUAUUCUUUUUAGUCAGUGCAACUGAGGAUGACUGAGCCAAAACCUUGCUGCAAGUGUUCCUGAGCUUGCCAAUUGGGAUCUGUUCCUGCCCUUUUAUUUUUUUCAGAAGAGCAAACUAGUUCUCUGAAAUGAGCUUGCUUUGCCUGCAGAGUGUCUUUGAAACCAAGAUCCUAAUUUUUCAGCUGAGCCCAGUCCUGAGAAAAAUUGUGUGUGUGUGUACAGAGACAGUAUUUUGUUUUCCUGGCUUGGCAAAUAGAGGAAGUGGUCAUGCUGCAAAACCUAGAAUCCAAUACAUGGAAGCCAAAUGCAAGUUUCAAACAGAACCACUAUAGCAGCCUUGUUGUGGACGAGGGGAAGGGUUGGGAAGAGCUAAUUAGAGAUAAGGCAGAUGAACUGGAAAGGGGAAUACAGGGGGGGAUAAAAUUUUAUCCACCAGAAACUGCAGAUUGAGCUAAUGAGAAGAUAUUUGAAAUUCAAGUAUUAACAAAGUGAAGUCAGAAUGUUUUGCUUUGAUUUUUGUAUAAGCAGAAUGAGAUUUUUAGCCUUGACAUAAUCUUUCAACUUUGAAUUUUACUUUUCUGAAAUGACAUUUUUAAAUGUACAAGUGUAUUCUUAAAACAAUCAGUUAAAUAUCAACUACAAUAUGACAGGAGAGAUCCUGGUCCCUCCCACGGCUUCCCAGACCCACUCCUCACCAGUGAAGUUGAAAACUCAGAAUUUGGCCUAGCUCCAGUGAAAUACAAUUCCUCCUUUAAUUAGACAGGACCACUGAUGAGACCUGGGCAGAUUCCUGAAUAAAUCUUCUGGUGCUGUAAGAAGACAUGAGUGGCUUCACAUCCAAGCUUUAACUUGCCAAUUGCGCAUGACUUGCUGAUUUAAUCCAUAAAUGCUCAUUUGAACUAAUGGCAUAAGAAAGGUUUCCAUUAUUGUCUUACUUUGGUUUACAUUAUUACAUUAUUAAUGUGGCAAUGUUAUGUCCAGAUAAUACAGCAAUUACACAAUUAUUUACAAUCACGUAAUUGUUAAUUGGUUCCUAAAAGAUGGGAAGUAGCAUGCUGAGGCUCCUCUAAUGACUGCUGUAAAGAGGAACAACAGAAUGUGGGCAUUUUCAAAUCCUUUGUAUCAAACAUUUAUGUACUUAAAAUAAAAACAAAUUACCGUUUACAAAUCCAAUGUAAUCUACUGAAACAUGUAAACUUUUGGAACUAAAGUUGGGUUAUUUUCAAAGCAAUUGAGAAUUAUUAUUCUUGUAGUGACUGCUUCCUGCUCCUGUGCUGAAUUAAGCUGGGACAGCAGCAGUGUGGUUGCAGGGCUUGUUUCCCCACUACCCUCCCACAAUUUAAUUUACAAGCUGCUGGACACUGUCCAACAGGAAAUACAGUCUCACUGGGAAAACCCUCAUAGCAGAAACCAUCACAACCUACAAGAGAAGUUGCUGGCUUUAAAUGAUAGAAUGGAUUCAAGUGAGAUCUGGAAAUGCUUCCAGGAUCCCAGACAAGAGCCAAUCCUUCCUCGUGCCAGGCUUUCCUGAAGCUGAACCGCCUGACACACCUUCCCACAGCAGCCUAGUGGUGGACCAGGACUCAGUAUGGGUGGCUGGGGGACCAACCUGCAGAAGACCUUGCAGAACCAGGUGAGCUCAAUCACCCCAACAUUUCCUGGGUCUACCCACUUUGGUUUGGGGGAUUUUACACAUCUUAAGGUAAAAGCAUGAGGUACUGCCAGCCUGGUCCCAGGCUGCAACACCAUGUGAGCACAGUGUGCACAUCACUACACACAGUCUCCCACACCAAACCUUGGAGCAGUCUGAAAUCGCAACAGAGCUGCUGUGUGUCACAGAGGCACAGACAAAGGGUGGAAAGUCCCUUCUCUGUCCAUUUCCUCUGAAGAGAAAAAGCAAUCAAUAAUUGAAAUUCCUGGGAGGAACUAAGUAAUGCUACCUACUGGACCAUGGUUUCUUUAUAAAGGAUAAGUAAUUUGACAUAUUCAGGGAAACCACACUUGGGUGCCUCUGCUGACUGUGCAGGAAUAUGAUCUUGCAGGGCUAUACAUAGGAAGUCUGAGACCUGUUCCAUUCCCAGAUACUGGAAAUGCAGACAGAUAUAGUACCAUGGUUGAGAAAUCAGAGGUUCAACAGCUCCAUGGAUGACAUUCUAAUUAAAAGGGAUAAAAAUAAAAAGUAUGAUGUACAGAAGAUAUUAGUUUACAGUGAGCUCGAGUUUCCAGCUUGUGGAGAGUUUUUUAGAGAGGAUGGCAUGCUGCUCCCAGCAAAGAUAUUCUACCAAGCCAGAAUGCUCUUCCUAAAGCUCCUGUCUCAUGUCUACUGAAGCAUUUAGGCUUCAGUGGGUCUAAGGGCUUCAAGAAUGGCCAGAAGCGAAAGAAAGUGCUGUGUAUAAGAUAGAGUGCAGAAC